UGCACGGUUAUGGCACCGACUGCGUGUGUAUCGCCUACUGAAGUAUGCACCAUCAAAAAAGACUGUACCAGUAGUCUCGACCCUUGCGGUCUGACCAGCAGUCAUGGCGAGGACGAUUUGUUGCAAUCUCGGUUGACGGCCAAGGAAUUGGUCCUAGAUGUGUUGAAGAAGCGCGCCGCAGAGGUCGAUGUCGACCACUGCGGUGCUGGCGAGGAGGAUGCUUUCUAUGUGGCGGAUAUGGGCGAGAUCUACCGCCAGCACAUGCGCUGGAAGAUAAAUUUGGGCCGCGUCAAGCCCUUUUAUGCGGUCAAGUGCAACCCGGACCCGGAGAUCAUUCGCCUGAUGGCCCAGCUGGGCAAUGGAUUCGACUGUGCCUCCAAGUCAGAGAUUGACUUGGCCCUGCAGGCGGGCAUUGAUCCCAGCCGCAUCAUCUACGCGCAGCCUUGCAAGACCAAGUCCUACUUGCGCUACGCCGCCGAGGUGGGGGUCAAACAGAUGACUUUUGACAACGCCGACGAGCUGUACAAGAUCAAGGCGAACUUUCCCGAUGCGGAGCUGUACCUGCGCAUCUUGACCGACGACUCCACCAGCUUGUGCCGGCUGAGCAUGAAGUUCGGGGCCUCGUUGGAUGUGGCUCGGCCGCUGCUUGAGCUGGCCCACCAGCUCGAGCUCAAGGUUGUUGGCGUGAGCUUCCACGUCGGCUCGGGCGCCGAGGACCCGCGAGCCUUCCUCAAAGCCGUCCAGGAUGCGCGUCUGGUCUUCGACCAAGCCACCGAGGUGGGCCAUGAGCUGCAUACCCUGGACGUGGGCGGCGGGUUCAGCGGUGACACGUUUGAAAAGUUCGCGGGUAUCCUUAGCGAUGCCUUGGACAGUUACUUCCCGCCGCACAUCCGCAUCAUCGCCGAGCCCGGCCGUUACUACGUGGCUCGCGCCUUUACCCUGGCCGCCAACAUCAUUGCGCGCCGCGAUGUCCCGGAUCCGCUGGACCCUUCUCGUGACGCAUACAUGCUGUACCUCAAUGAUGGUGUCUAUGGCAAUUUUUCCAACAUCAUCUUUGACCACCAGCACCCUGUCGCCCAGGUCUUGACCCGUGCCGCCGAUGCAUCGUCAUCCGGGUCUCCGAUUUCUGCGACAUCGGAGACCAUGUCCUACUCGAUCUGGGGCCCGACCUGUGACGGCAUCGAUGUCAUCACCAAGCGCAUUGACCUGCCCGGCCUGUUGAACACCGGCGACUGGCUCUACUUUGAGGAAAUGGGUGCCUACACCAAGUGCAGUGCCACUCGCUUCAACGGAUUCUCCGACAACCACGAGGUCAUCUACAUCUCCAGCGAGACCGGUGCUUCGGCUCUCCUCAACUACUGA
Molecule: messenger RNA, 1362 nt
Organism: Penicillium alfredii
Lineage: Eukaryota; Fungi; Ascomycota; Eurotiomycetes; Eurotiales; Aspergillaceae
Product: type III PLP-dependent enzyme
Exons: 2
Cellular component (GO): cytoplasm
Molecular function (GO): ornithine decarboxylase activity
Source: RefSeq, a predicted model, not a curated record